GGAAGGGCUGAGGGUAUAAAGACCUCACCACGGACUAAAAGGUAUGAGUGACCCGUUGCCAGUCCACAGUUGAAGUUGCAGAAGUUACAGGAGUGUCAACAUGAGCUGCAGUCCAGAGAGGAUGUCUUCAUACCGCCGCUAUUUCGAGGGUGUCUUGGCCCCCCCUCCUGCCUACCAGCUGCGGGUGUCCAGUCCCUCUCCCACCCGCAAGGAGACCCGCCAUCGGUCAGCAAGCUACACCCGGAGUGGUGGGUCGAUGGGGCGCAGGGCCAUCUCCAAUAAGACUCGCAUGACCAACAGUGUGAGUAUGGGAGCGCUUUGCUUUGGUAUGACCAUGGGGCUUGAACCAAAACUGGACCUGGAUGCGGCUGCAUCAGAGAACAAGGCCUUUAUGACGACUCGCACCACCGAGAGGCAGGAGAUGGUCGCCCUCAACGACCGCCUCGCAGCGUAUAUUGAAAAGGUGCGAACCCUGGAGUCAAAAAACAAGCUUCUGGAGGCUGAGAUUGAGGCCCUGAAGAGCCGCCAUGUCAGGCCCUCAGGCAUCAGGCAGCUGUACGAGUCUCAACUGAAGGAGCUCAACAGGGACGCCGAGAGAACGAGAGUCCAGAGGGAUAUGUCUCUGGCAGCCAAGGAGGCGAUGUUGGGCCAGUCGGACAUGCUGAAGGCCAAAUACGCAGAGGCUGUGGAUGCCCGCAAACAAACGGAGUGUGACGUUGAGAAUCUCCGUUCGGAUGUAGACAGAGCAACCUCAGCACGGAUUGCGCUGGAGAAACAGCUGGAAAACCUGGAGGUCCAGCUGGCCUUCCUAGAGAGAGUUCACAAGGAGGAAAUUGAGGAACUGGUGCAGCAGAUCUAUACAGAAACCUCCAAGGUGGAACUGACCUUUGGGCUCCCGGAUCUCUCCUCUGCUCUCAGACAGAUUCAGUCUCAGUAUGACAGCAUUGCUGCCAAAAACCUACAGGAAAUGGACACUUGGUACAGCUCAAAGUUUCAGGACCUGAGCAGCGCCUCCUCCAAACACGUUCAAAGCACUCGAAGUAUAAGAGAGGAAAUCGCAGGCUAUAAGAAGGAUCUUCUCAACAAGCAACGUGGAUUGGAGUCCCUGAAGACGAGGAACGAGUAUUUGGUGGCUCAGAUUCGUGAUGCAGCUGUAAAAUACAAGAAGGAGAAGGAGGCCCGGCAGGAGCGUAUAGAGGCAAUUAAGAUGGAUCUGAAGAUAACCAAGGAGAAGAUCGCUCUGCUGCUGCGGGAAUACCAGGACCUGCUAAAUGUAAAGAUGGCCCUGGAGAUUGAAAUCACGACCUACAGGAAGCUGAUCGAGGGGGAAGACAGCCGUCUGAGCAUCAUGGUCCGAGACCUGUCCCUAACUGGAGGCCUGCAUCUCACCUCCGGUGUUUGCAUGCAUGCUGCCUCAGCUUCAGUCUCGGAUAGCUCGGCCACUGCUGCCACUUCAAAGAUAGACGGAGAACCCGGUGGCACGGGCAGUAGCGGGGCUGAGAAAGGUGACGCCCAAGUGGAGAUGGCAUCAUCAGACACGCAGACAGACGGUGACUUAGGCGAGCAGGCAACUGAGAUGUCUGAGAGGAAGACUGUCCUCAUCAGAACAGUUAAGACAGAUGAGGACACUUUUGAGAGCGACACACAGGAGCGCACCAUCACCAUUUCUGGAGCAGCCGACGACACAGAUGAAGAAUAAAACCGUUCAUCAACCCCGAAUCUCUCUGAGCGACUCCUGCUAACUAUAUGCUGUUCCCCAUGUCGUGUUAUUCAGGUUCUUUUCAAUGCUUUGAAAAUCUAAGAAUUCAACAUUGAACUGGAGAGAAAACACUUGUACUUGUCUCCAUGGAGACUUUGCAUUAGGAAAGCUACACACUGUGUCACUCUGCUCUGCCUGCUCCUAACCGCCUGUCGGCCUCACACUGCCUUUCUGCUCUUCUAAUCCUCCUGUGUGUCGGGAA
Messenger RNA from Cottoperca gobio, 1961 nucleotides. It is a transcript of the gene ngs, whose product is annotated as notochord granular surface. Gene Ontology annotation, cellular component: intermediate filament; cytoplasm. Gene Ontology annotation, biological process: intermediate filament organization. Gene Ontology annotation, molecular function: structural constituent of cytoskeleton. The transcript is spliced from 11 exons. The coding region runs from base 101 to 1699 and encodes 532 amino acids. Lineage: Eukaryota; Metazoa; Chordata; Actinopteri; Perciformes; Bovichtidae. The record is from RefSeq and is a predicted model, not a curated record.